UUUUAUGCUGUUUUUUAUUAUAUAGAAUGCAAUAUUUUAAACUAUAGUUAAAUUUUUGUCUUAAUGUUUUCCCUUGUCAUCAUCCUUCCCCAGCCAUUGUACUCAUGGUUUCAUCUGCCCACUACCAGUGCUUUGAGGCCAUCCAAAUUAUGUAGUUUAGUGAAAUCUAUGUUUUGGGGCAAUUCAGAGUUCCGAGAUUUUCUGUCUAUAAUGCACAGGGCUAGAAUAGCUCCAGAAGAUUUCAAGAAGCAUAGUCGUCCAACAUCGUCGAUCAAUACCAUUCAUGAUCUAAUUCAGCAAAGCAAUGGUCCUUCUAACAUAUCGAGUUUAGAUGGAGCAAAAGGUGCAACUACUAACUCCGAUAAUGAAGUGCAAGAGUUGUUUUGGUGCCAGAAAAGCUAAGGCAGACGCCACAAGCGACAGCCACCUCCGCUCGCAAGCGACGGUUAUAUCACCCAGAAAAGACUAAGAUAAGAGAAGCAAAUGGUAGCUUCCACCACUUGCAAGCGACAGUCUCUCCCGCUCACUAGCAACGGCCCAGAUGCCCACCGCUGCAGAAUGACAACAAAUAUUGGCUAAGUGUUCCAAGUGCAGUGGUACAGCCAUUCCAUUACCAGCCAGCACAAGCAAGCCUAGCUGCGCUAAUGCCCUCCAGCCCUCCGGCAAGCGAGGAAGAUCUGAGCCCUUACAAUCCUAUGCAAGCGAAGCAAGCACCCUAGGAGUUAUGGCCAACAACUGCUUCAACAAAAUAACUACCAUCAACCGCCUAACUUCCUAGUGGUUGAAACUGCUUUGUAACUGCUUGCAACCGUUCCUUUUCACCUACUAUAAAUAGGGCCAGAUAUCUGUAUGUAGAUAUACUUCGAUUUGGAGUAUUAUAGCGAUUAAUUUCCUGCGCAUUCUAGCUGUCUUCCUGUUAUUCAAGAGCUCCAACCCUGUAAGGGAGUUCUCCAUAGGAAUGGCCAAGGGAGUAGGGAUUUUCCUUCUCCCUUGGCCAAGACUUUACCGCUUAGUUAGUGUAGCUUUACUGCUUUCAAUUACAGCUUUGUAGAAUUAGCAAUUCUAAUUUUAUUAGUAAGUAAUGAAAUAUCAUUCA
Messenger RNA from Andrographis paniculata, 1096 nucleotides. RefSeq lists its product as uncharacterized. The record is from RefSeq and is a predicted model, not a curated record. The transcript has 4 exons. Lineage: Eukaryota; Viridiplantae; Streptophyta; Magnoliopsida; Lamiales; Acanthaceae. The coding region runs from base 64 to 402 and encodes 112 amino acids.